GAAAGACAAUUAUGUCUAAAAAUCCAUAUCAUCAAACCUUCUUUACAGUAACAGUCGAUCAACUGCUAAGAAAGAGCAUGGGUGUGGAAGGCAUUGUACCAAGUCAUGCAACGUACCCUACGUCUAGACUCCUGCCUCGAAACAUUUUAUUCUUGUUGAAAUAACAAUCAUACUAGGGGGCCUUUACAUAAUCAACAUGCUGGAUCUAGGUGCUAAAUGAGUUUUCUGCUAUAUUCUUGAAAACAGUUCAUCACGCUCAUAAUGUUACCAGGCUGUUCGUGUCAUGUAAGCAUGCAUCUGCAACAGAUCUCCGAAGUCGGAAGCGCUUAAACAAAGGAAGUGAAGAAGCCUUAAGAACGUAAAGUUUGAGACCCUUUUUUUUACCUGAACUGAAGUGGCAUCGCCUUAAGCAAGUGGUUAGAUCGUGGUCUGUACUGUGUAUAGGCUCCACCGAUGUGCGUCAACGUCUCGGAAUACAAUAAAGAACUAUUUUUUGGCUUUAGCAGGGUCCCACGGAAGGGCAGUUUUGACAUUUGUACAAAGCCGAGUUGGUAUCCAGCCAUUAACCUAGGCCUAUUCCUGAUUUUGUAAUGCACUUUUCUACCUCGGAUGUAUGGUUUUUAUAUCUUGAUUUAGAAAAUAAAUAUCAUACCAUACCAUACCUGGACAUUACUCAAUACGUCAACGGAUAACUGCAUUUUACUGGAGAGGAAGAGAUUGGAAUGGCAUCAAUCAAAAUGAGCGUUUUGUGAUUCACGUGUGUUAUCACCAUAAACGAGGAACAACAACUUUGCUGAAAUUUUAAUCUUUGUAUUUUCACUCGAAGGUGGUAAAAUGCAGACGUGAUUCUCUUUAUAAAGUGGGCAAAAAUUAUCUUUAUUUUCAAUUUGUGCAAUUCAGCAGUGUUGUCGAGGAAGCCUAAUCAGUUAUUUCAAACAUGAUGCUACUUUAGGGGCCACCUGUGUAGAAAGACCACCUGUAUACAGACUACAAUAUCCCCCGUGAACAGGGUUUUGCAUUGAAACGGUGGGGGCUCUUGAAAUAACCUUCUCAUAAAGACCUCCUGCUUACAGAGACUACACGUUUUGUCUCCUUUGAGCGCUAGCGGUCUUUGUAUACAGGUUUCGUCGCUGAGACAUAAACCAUAAUAAUGCCCACCUAUGAUAAUUUCUACGCGUCCGUUGGAAAGUUCACUUCGGCUUUAGUGCCCAUAUAAAGAGGGAAGAGGUCGUAUAUCUUGCAAUCCGAUUGAGAGUUUCAUUGCCCCUCUCAAACAAUCAACAUCCGGCUAUAGUUACACAAUGAGGACAGUUUAAAACAGAGUUUGGAUCGAAAGAAAGUGACGUGAUUCAUGGCUCUAUAGAAAUGGUCAUCUAAGCAACUUGUCGAUAUUGGCAUGCUCAGGACAUGCUUAGUCAUAAUGUGCCAUUUAACCUCACGAUGUGAAUCUCCUAGCAUUAGAUUGAUCAACUCCUCUCUGGCCUCAUUCUCUCUCUCUCUCCAUAACGGAUUUGUAAAUGGAUUCGAUUGAUUACCUGCGACGAAUAUUAAUCAAUUGACGCCCAUUCCUGGAAGCGGAUAUAUUCAUACACUGUAAAUACAGCCUACGUUCCAUCAAACUAAUUAUAAUCUUAACACGGAAGGCAGGAUUAUGUAACAGGGUGGUUGUUGUCGGGCCAAUGGAUUCCAUUAAUGACCUAUACCAAUGCCACUUUUGACGCCAUCGAUACCAGAACGAAUCUAGACUAAUGAGAUUGGGGGUCGUACUGAAAGGGAAGGUUCGACCAGUACUAAUCUCUACGUACCCAUUGUAACUUACAAUUCUCCACCACUGCCAAUGUUUGUGGAAAUUCUUAUAGGCAGAUACCAUUAGUCUGCGUCGGAAAUGAAUCAUGGACAAUUACUUCUUGCAUAGCAACCCGUGCCGUCUGGACCAAGAUAUUGAGAAGUUGACGGAAUGUCUCUGAAUCUUAAAGAUGUGUGAUAUAACAACGUUUGUAUAGUGACAUCGAUCAGCAUCUCAAGAUGGAGCUUUACACAGAAAUGUCCUUGAUAUUUGAGAAUUGUACCAACUGUACCGAUAAUGAGACUGACAUCUAUGAUCUCUACCCUCACUCGCUCGUCAUCGCAGCCAUCUACCUCUUCACAUCUAUAUUCGGUAUCCUUGGAAACAGUCUCGUCGUCGUCGGCGUGAUCGUCACUCCCAAACUGCAAACCCCUACCAAUGUGUUGAUAGUCAACCUGGCCAUCGCUGACCUCCUGACCUGCAUGAUCCUUCCGUUCCAGAUGUAUGGUAUCCUUAGUGAUGGAUAUAUGUUUCCGCGUAUCUGCAGCUUCAUAGGGGGUGUAAUCUAUGUAACAUUUACCUGCAGCGCUGUCACUCUGGUUCUGAUAGCCAUAAACCGAUGUUACGUCAUUACCAAAAACAUACGCACGCCAGUCGGUCUUAACACGCACAAGAAACAGAUCUUCUUAGCUAUUCUAUCAUGGAUUCUAGCGUGUUUAUACAACUACAUCCCAAUUUACGUUUUUAAAUUCACCGAAUACUCUUAUUAUCCUCCCUAUAAACAAUGCUUCACGAGUCCUACAGAAACGAGUGACUUUUAUCAUAACUUUCUGGCUUUACUAAUCGGGAGUCAUAUCAUCAUCAUGCUCGGCUGUUACAUCAGGAUUUUGGUGCAUGUCCGACAGCAACGAAAGCUCUUCCAUGUUUUCUUCGGGAGCAGUCGUAGCCAGAAUGUUGAACGACAGCAUCACAUCAAACGACUCAGUCAAAGAGAGGUCAGGGUCACCAAGAACCUCUUCAGCAUUGUCAUUGCUUUCAUCUGCUGUACUAUCCCGACGGCUGUGGCCUUUGCGACACCUGGGGUACUCCUAUCGGGGAUAUACACCACCGCCAUCCUCUACUUCAACAACUGCAUCAAUCCUGUCGUCUACGCCUUCAGACAUCCCGUCUUCAAGAAGUUCUUCAAGAGGCUCUUAAUGCGCACCCUUCAGAUCGUUCAUUGCCCGAAAAAGAUGGUGCCCGCGGAAGAGGCCCUAGGAAACGUUGCGCUUAGUAAAAUGCCAGAAAGGAACGUCACUAUGGCGUGUUUAUAUGCAAUUAACGUCAGCCAGAUUGUUGCUUUUGAAGGUGUCAAAUGUGACUCCAUGGAGGUGUUAAACACGUUAUAAACUUAUAAGAUAUCGGAUGAAUAAUUAUUUUAAAAUGUAUAACUAAAAAUAAUGUAUUCAUUGCUAAUAAUAAUAUACAAAUGAUGCAUGCGCAUGAGUUCAUUAUACGAUCUAUCCGCACUCGAGUUGAGGCUGUGUGUAUCUAUUGCACGAAGCCGUUAGGCCGAGUGCGAUAGAUACAUACAGCAUCAACGAGGGCGGGUAGAUCGUUUAAUGAACGAAUGUAAACAUGCAUCAUUUGUUUUAUACAACGAAACUCCUAGAUCCUUGUUAUUUGACGUAAAAAUAAUUCAUUCAAGAUUGUUUUGUUACAGUAUGGCUGACAAAUAAAUCUCAAGUUUAGGGCUUAAUUUAGUGAGCACACAUAGAUAUAGAAAGCGCACUUACCUCUAUACCCAUUUACGCAUAGUGCUGCGCAAGAAUAGGCCUAUGCACACACAGUAUUAAGCGCUAACCUCUACGCGCACUACUGCGCAUCAUGUACAUGCGCUAAAAAAGCGUGCAAUAGUACUGGAAACUAUUGCACACUUUUUCAUGAAAAAGCGUGCAAUAGGCUCAGUAAAUGAAUCACACGUGACCGCGCAUGACCAAUCAUUUGAUUAGGAUCUGGGAGAGAGUUGUAUAAAGUAAUGUAUGCUUGCCAACUCAUUUUAAGUAUCAACAUACAUGUAUUAUAGAAAUGAAGAAUUUAUGAAUGCAUGUAUUAUAGAAAUGAAGGAUUUAUGAAAACAUGUAUUAUAGAAAUGAAGGAUUUAUGAAUACAUGUAUUAUAGAAAUGAAGGAUUUUUGAAUACAGGUAUUAUAGAAAUGAAGGAUUUAUAAAAACAUGUAUUAUAGAAAUGAAGGAUUUAUGAAUACAUGUAUUUUAGAAAUAAAGGAUUUUUGAAUACAGGUAUUAUCGAAAUGAAGGAUUUAUGAAUGCAUGUAUUAUAGAAAUGAAGGAUUUAUGAAAACAUGUAUUAUAGAAAUGAAGGAUUUAUGAAUACAGGUAUUAUAGAAAUAAAGGAUUUUUGAAUACAGGUAUUAUAGAAAUGAAGGAUUUAUGAAUGCAUGUAUUAUAGAAAUGAAGGAUUUAUGAAUACAGGUAUUAUAGAAAUGAAGGAUUUAUGAAUAGAGUACACAAAUUAAUAUCGAUUAUCGACUUUAUACAUUCGCAUUCCAGUCCUCUCCUGCUUUGUAUAUCUAUGCCUACAUGAUUACGAUCCCGUAUUACUACUACUGCAUCAUUUACUCAUUUUACAUGUUUUAGAACCGACGAUCGCAAAGACUUUCGAAAAACCAAAUCAAGGGCAAUUUCAGUAUCCUAUUGUAUAUCCCAUAGAAAUUAUGUUCAGAUUACGUUAUACAUCAUUUUAUUGUUCUCACAGUUAUAUGUAAUGGACAAUACUAUUGAUACAGCCUUGUGUUGAUUUUUCGAAACUACUUGUGAAGUUGCGAUCGCAUUUUUUAAAUCAUUCUCAAAAUAUCACUAAGACUGGGCUCACCACUCUUGAUUUCCUGUAUCGAACCUAGAGCAAACAAAUUGUUGUUUUAUCACAGAACCGUUGAAACCAAUCGUAAAGGACAGAAGAAGUUUACGGUUAAAUAUAUCAUUCGAAAAAGGCUUUCCUACAGAAAAACUGCAGUGUCGAAAACAGAAGGGCCUAAGCAAGAACAAAGCAUAACACUUUCAUGUAACUUAAUAGAAUGGCCAAUCAGCCGGAAAUAUUGGUUUUUAAAACAAGACAGAAUAUGACGCACCCAACGGCCCGAAUUCACAAAGGAGGUUUGUCGACAAACCUUGGUUUUCGUACGUCAUAUGACGCGUUUUACGCGUUUUUUACAAACCUGGUUUGUAAAGAACAAAAGGAGGUUUGGCGAAACAAAAGGAGGUUUGAGCUCAAACCUUGGUCUGAGCUCAAACCUUGCUUUGUGAAUUCGGGCCAUUGGGUUUACUUUAGAAGAGAAAAUGGCCAUACUUGCUAUAAAAUCAUCAUUGUCUUCACCCAACAUAAUGACACAUGAAGUCUGAAUAAGUAGGCCUAAUUUGCAGGACUCCCACCCACCCCACCCCCUUUCCUUCUCUCUCUCUCUCUCUCUCUCUCUCUCUCUCUCUCUCUCUCUCAUCUCUCAAUGGAAAGAGGAGUAACCCCAGUCCCCCAUCCCCUGCCAGCCCUCUCCUACCACUCCUCAAUCACUGCACCUGUUUUACAUGUGAAUGAAGCAUCGUCAAGCAACAGGGUUCAGGGAACGCUCAAAAGAUAGAUGUGCACCAAAUGUCACUAUAUCUCUUUUAUAUUGAGUUAUAAUGUGAUCACACACCGCGCUGUCCAGUCGUUUGUGUUGAAAGGUAACAAUUAAAACCACUGAUUUAAUAAAGGGGCACUCGCAGUAAUCAUACUAGUAAUAUAACGCACUUAUACUGCCCCAUCUAUCUAGAAAAACUAUUCCGAAGCGCAUUAUUAGAUUAAGAAAAGACAGAGAAGAAAUACAAAAAGUACACAUUUUUGCUGAAUUACAACGAAGUACUGUAUUCUUGUUAGUUUCCAUAAUGUUCAGUUGCAUGCUAGUAAUUUGAAAUAAGUAUCGUGAAUGUAAUCGAUCAAGUUUGAAUAUAUAUGUAGUAAUAAAACUUCUUAAUCCAUGAUA
This is a messenger RNA of Strongylocentrotus purpuratus (purple sea urchin), 5802 nucleotides long. RefSeq names its product C-C chemokine receptor type 8-like. The coding region runs from base 2026 to 3174 and encodes 382 amino acids. The record is from RefSeq and is a predicted model, not a curated record. NCBI's taxonomy places the organism in Eukaryota, Metazoa, Echinodermata, Echinoidea, Camarodonta, Strongylocentrotidae. The transcript is spliced from 2 exons. Gene Ontology annotation, molecular function: G protein-coupled receptor activity. Gene Ontology annotation, cellular component: membrane. Gene Ontology annotation, biological process: G protein-coupled receptor signaling pathway.